AGGCAACUUCCGGCACAGCCCCGCCGAGAGUGUGAGCUAUCGCCGCGGAGGGCUAGACUUGGACCGGUGGAAGGCCGGGCGGAAGUGCGCGCCUGGGGCCGCUGUGGUUACCGCGUUUUCCUCCCCUCGCUACGUCAUCGCUGUGAGCCCGCUAUCAGCGGCUAGCGCGGGCGCGGCCGGAGACCCUGGGGCCCUGGUUGCCGCCCCCUCAGGAGCCACCAUGUUGGUGAUACCCCCCGGACUGAGCGAGGAAGAGGAGGCUCUCCAGAAGAAAUUCAACAAACUCAAGAAAAAGAAAAAGGCAUUGCUGGCCCUGAAGAAGCAAAGUAGCAGCAGUACAACGAGCCAAGGCGGUGUCAAACGCUCACUGUCAGAGCAGCCUGUCGUGGACACAGCCACUGCAACAGAGCAGGCAAAGCAGCUGGUGAAGUCAGGAGCCAUCAGUGCCAUCAAGGCUGAGACAAAGAACUCAGGCUUCAAGCGUUCUCGAACCCUCGAGGGAAAGUUAAAGGACCCCGAGAAGGGACCAGUCCCCACUUUCCAGCCCUUCCAGAGGAGCAUAUCUGCUGAUGAUGACCUGCAGGAGUCGUCCAGACGUCCCCAGAGGAAAUCUCUGUAUGAGAGCUUUGUGUCUUCUAGCGACCGGCUUCGAGAACUAGGGCCAGAUGGAGAAGAGGCAGAGGGCCCAGGGGCUGGUGAUGGUCCCCCUCGAAGCUUUGACUGGGGCUAUGAAGAACGUGGUGGUGCCCGGUCCUCAGCCUCCCCUCCCCGAAGUCGCAGCCGGGACCGCAGCCAUGAGAGGAACCGGGACAGAGACCGAGAUCGGGAGCGGGAUCGAGACCGGGACCGAGACAGAGACCGGGACCGGGACAGGGAUCGGGAUCGAGAGCGGGACCGGGACAGGGAUCGAGACCGGGAGCGGGAGCGGGAGCGGGACCGGGACCGAGACCGAGACCGAGAGCGAGACCGAGACCGAGAGCGAGAGGGUCCUUUCCGCAGGUCGGACUCAUUCCCUGAACGGCGAGCCCCUAGAAAAGGGAACACUCUCUAUGUGUACGGAGAAGACAUGACACCCACCCUCCUCCGUGGGGCCUUCUCUCCUUUUGGAAACAUCAUUGACCUCUCCAUGGACCCACCCAGAAACUGUGCCUUCGUCACCUAUGAAAAGAUGGAGUCAGCAGAUCAGGCGGUUGCUGAGCUCAACGGGACCCAGGUGGAGUCUGUACAGCUCAAAGUCAACAUAGCCCGAAAACAGCCCAUGCUGGAUGCCGCUACUGGCAAGUCUGUUUGGGGCUCCCUUGCUGUCCAGAACAGCCCUAAGGGUUGCCACCGGGACAAGAGGACCCAGAUUGUCUACAGUGAUGACGUCUACAAGGAAAACCUUGUGGAUGGCUUCUAGGGAACAGAGCUGGAUUCCUUGUGCCUCAAUAUGCCCCAAUGCUGAUCUCAGUAAAACACUGAGGUGGAAGCUUACACAUCUCCCUCAGCCUCUGGUUUUUCAGCACUUGGGAUUGGGGUUAAGCCUUUAAAAACGGCUGUCAGGUUUGAUCUCCGUAAUAACAUGGCCAGUGCCGGUUCCCCACUCCCUCGCCCCAAAAGGAUCUGGAAC
Molecule: messenger RNA, 1609 nt
Organism: Saimiri boliviensis boliviensis (Bolivian squirrel monkey)
Lineage: Eukaryota; Metazoa; Chordata; Mammalia; Primates; Cebidae
Gene: NELFE
Product: negative elongation factor complex member E
Biological process (GO): negative regulation of transcription elongation by RNA polymerase II
Cellular component (GO): NELF complex
Molecular function (GO): RNA binding
Source: RefSeq, a predicted model, not a curated record